CUUCGCAGACCCGUAGUUUGACACCUACCGCGUACAUCAUCUCCAUCUCCGUCCUCUUUUCAACCAACCCUACCUUUCCCGCUCGAGCGCAAACCGAAACCCUCGACGACCUUGUCCCCCCCGUCCCUCGGCGCCUAGAAGACUUGAAGUCUGUUGGCACCCGCAUCGCAUAUACAUAUCCGGCAAGCAAACACAUACGUGGAUCCGCGGCAGGGUCACCACCGUCAAGAUGUUGAAGAUUUGGUCUAUGAAGAAAGAGCAGCAGAAGGCCGAGAAUGCGGCUGGAGCUGAAAGUGGCGGGAAGAAAAAGAAGGUUACGGCGGCGCAGUUGCGGGUGCAGAAAGAUCUCAGCGAGCUUUCACUAGGCAGCACAAUGAAGACCGAGUUCCCGGACCCAGACGACAUCCUCAACUUCAUCCUCUACAUCGAGCCGGACGAGGGCAUGUACAAGGGCGGCAAGUUCAGCUUCACCUUCAACAUCACGCCCAACUUCCCGCACGAGCCGCCCAAGGUGCAGUGCCGCGAAAAGAUCUACCACCCCAACAUCGACCUGGAGGGCAAGGUGUGCCUCAACAUUCUGCGCGAGGACUGGAAGCCCGUGCUCAACCUGAACGCCGUCAUCGUCGGCCUGCAGUUCCUCUUCCUCGAGCCCAACGCGAGCGACCCGCUGAACAAGGAGGCGGCCGAGGACCUGAGGUCCAACAGGGAGGGCUUCAAGCGCAACGUCAGGGCGGCCAUGUCGGGCGGUACGGUCAAGGGUCAGACGUAUGAACGGGUUGCCCAGUAGGUAUCGGGAACCCAAUCAAGCCAAAAGACUCAAAAGAAACAUCAGUAUCAGAAGAACUAGGCCCGUGCGUUCACCUCUUCCUCAGCCUCUCAG
This is a messenger RNA of Neurospora tetraspora, 880 nucleotides long. RefSeq names its product putative E2 ubiquitin-conjugating enzyme. The record is from RefSeq and is a predicted model, not a curated record. The coding region runs from base 230 to 787 and encodes 185 amino acids. NCBI's taxonomy places the organism in Eukaryota, Fungi, Ascomycota, Sordariomycetes, Sordariales, Sordariaceae. The transcript has 3 exons.